Messenger RNA from Oryctolagus cuniculus (rabbit), 1787 nucleotides. RefSeq names its product cytochrome P450 4A6 (gene CYP4A6). The record is from RefSeq and is marked provisional. Gene Ontology annotation, molecular function: heme binding; iron ion binding; monooxygenase activity. NCBI's taxonomy places the organism in Eukaryota, Metazoa, Chordata, Mammalia, Lagomorpha, Leporidae.
GCCGCUGCACCAUGAGCGUGUCUGCACUGAACCCCACCCGGCUCCCGGGCAGCCUCUCCGGGCUCCUCCAAGUGGCGGGCCUGCUGGGCCUGCUCCUGCUGCUGCUCAAGGCAGCUCAGCUCUACCUGCACCGCCAGUGGCUGCUCAGAGCCCUCCAGCAGUUCCCGUGCCCACCCUUCCACUGGCUCCUGGGGCACAGCAGAGAGUUCCAAAAUGGCCAUGAGUUACAAGUGAUGCUGAAAUGGGUGGAGAAAUUCCCAAGUGCUUGUCCUCGCUGGCUAUGGGGGAGCAGAGCCCACCUCCUGAUCUAUGACCCUGACUACAUGAAGGUGAUUCUGGGGAGAUCAGACCCAAAAGCUCAAGGUUCCUACAGAUUCCUGGCUCCCUGGAUUGGGUAUGGUUUGCUCCUGCUGAAUGGGCAGACGUGGUUCCAGCACCGGCGCAUGCUCACCCCAGCCUUCCACUACGACAUCCUGAAGCCCUACGUGGGGCUCAUGGCGGACUCCGUCCAAAUCAUGCUGGACAAAUGGGAGCAGCUGGUCAGCCAGGACUCCUCCCUGGAGGUCUUCCAAGACAUCUCCCUGAUGACCCUGGACACCAUCAUGAAGUGUGCCUUCAGCCACCAGGGCAGCGUCCAGUUGGACAGGAAUUCCCAGUCCUACAUCCAGGCUGUUGGGGACCUGAACAACCUGUUCUUUUCCCGAGUGAGGAACGUCUUUCAUCAGAGUGACACCAUCUACAGGCUGAGCCCUGAAGGCCGCUUGUCCCACCGUGCCUGCCAGCUCGCCCACGAGCACACAGACCGAGUGAUCCAGCAGAGGAAGGCUCAGCUGCAGCAGGAGGGGGAGCUGGAGAAGGUCAGGAGGAAGAGGCGCUUGGACUUCCUGGACGUCCUCCUCUUUGCCAAGAUGGAGAACGGGAGCAGCCUGUCUGACCAGGACCUCCGCGCCGAGGUGGACACAUUCAUGUUUGAGGGCCAUGACACCACGGCCAGCGGCAUCUCCUGGAUCUUCUAUGCCCUGGCCACGCACCCCGAGCAUCAGCACCGGUGCCGCGAGGAGAUCCAGGGCCUCCUGGGGGAUGGAGCCUCCAUCACCUGGGAGCACCUGGACCAGAUGCCCUACACCACCAUGUGCAUCAAGGAGGCAAUGAGACUCUACCCACCAGUGCCAGGUGUCGGCAGACAGCUCAGCUCACCUGUCACCUUCCCUGAUGGACGCUCCCUCCCCAAGGGUGUCAUAGUCACGCUCUCCAUCUACGCCCUUCACCACAACCCGAAGGUGUGGCCAAACCCAGAGGUGUUUGACCCUUCCCGCUUCGCACCGGGUUCUGCUCGCCACAGCCACGCUUUCCUGCCCUUCUCAGGAGGACCACGGAACUGCAUCGGGAAGCAAUUUGCCAUGAAUGAGCUGAAGGUGGCCGUGGCCCUGACCCUGCUGCGCUUCGAGCUGCUGCCAGAUCCCAAAAGAGUCCCGGACCAAAAACCACGUCUUGUGCUGAAGUCCAGCAACGGGAUCCACCUGCGUCUGAGGAAGCUCCGCUAACCCUGGUGGGGACAAGAGCAGGCUCUGGGGGCCUUCUGCCAGGCGUCCUGGCUUCCUGUCACCUGCCCAUGCCCCCUGCCUGUCUGCCCACAUCCUGCUUUCUAUCCACCAGCACUUCUUCCACCUGUCUGCCUUGCUGCCUCUUGGCCUCCAGGCUGUCUGUCCUCUCGCACCUUCCUCUGGGCCACUGACCUGUCUGUCUACUGUCCGCUUCCUGCCAGCAUCUCUGACCGUGCACCUAAC